GUGGGCACAUCCCUCCAGGUGACUCAAACGCACAUGAAUGAUUCAGGUGGUUUGACCACCACCCACGGCUGUUUCUCAGAAGCCAAAAGAUACCUUUUGGGCCUUGCAGCUGCCUCUGGCCUUUUGUCAGCUAGCUAGUCCAUGGGGGGGAGCUGUGAUCCCCCCACCCUGGGCCUUCUCAGGUUGCAGCCCAAUAGGCUUAGCCUCGCACUCCCUUAAUGAAGGCGAACAUGAACCCUGGCUCGACUGUGGCCAUCUGGACACCCUCGGAAACAGGAUCGCUGGUCCCCAGGGAGCCGCUUCCCAAAGAGGCGGGCGGCUGCAAGGCUCUGGCAAAGAGAGCACAGGUAACCGAAUCCAGCGGGGGAGGGGGGGAGGCCAGCUACAGCAUCCCUUUUGUCUCAGGCCCUGCAGGAAAUCUCCCGAGGCAGCCGUCGCCUUCGUCUCGCCCACCCCUUCUUUGCUUCACAGCAGGAGAAAGCAGGGCCCGGUGGGGCUCGGGGCUACGGACCAUGGCCAGCCGCAGCUCACCUGCACACCUGCGGGCUUGGAAGGGGGGCCAUGGGGCCGGGAUUCCGGACGACAGCCUCACCAACCUCCAGUGGCUCCAGGAGUUCUCCUUCCUCCCUGCUGACCCGGAGGCACCCUCCGCUUCUGUCCAGCUUGGGCCCUCAAGGGUCCUUCAGGGCUGCUACGGCCCAGCCAGCCCUCCAGCCGGAGACACAGCCGGCCAGGGGAUGCCCCCAAGCACGGGCAAGUUCACCCCCUCCAGCGCCAGCUUCUGGCAGCCUCCCCUGCCAGCUCUUGGAACAGUCGACUACAGGACCAAUGCCCGGGCGAAGCCUCCCUAUUCCUACGCCACCCUCAUCUGCAUGGCCAUGCAGGCCGCCCAAGGGGCCAAGCUCACCCUCGCCUCCAUUUACUCCUGGAUCAUGGAGAAUUUCUGCUACUACCGCAACGCAGAGCCCAGCUGGCAGAACUCCAUCCGCCACAACCUGUCGCUGAACCGCUGUUUCCAGAAGGUGCCGCGGGGCAAGGACGAGCCUGGCAAAGGGGGCUUCUGGCAGCUCAACCCCCAGUUCGCGGGCAGGCUGACCAACGGGGGGACGCCACGGAAGCGAAUGCCAGCCCUGCCCUCUGCUGCGGCUGCUGCUGCCGGCACCAGACGGGGGUGCCCUCGGAGGGCCAGAAGAGGCCAAGGCCCACAGGCUACACUUCGGAGGGCCGCAGCAGAGCUCAGCCAGGAGGCAGCCGUCCUGCGGGGCCAGCUCAGCUGGGCACUGGGGCUGGAGGGUGCUGAUGCAGCUGCCAGCGAAGACCUGGAGCUCAGUGCAGCCCUCGACGGCCUGAUCCCCCCGCCACCCCUCGGCACCCUGAGCCCGGCCCGGCCCACCACUCCCCCGGCCCAGCAGGAGCACGAGGAGGAGGAGGACCUGGUGCUGCGCUCCUCGAAGCCUCUGACUGAGCCGUGGGAGGAAGCCGGGGAGGAGCCGCCCCUGGGGGCCAGUUGGGGCCUGGACGAGGAGCCCGCCUUCGCCGACACCUUCCUGCUCGGGAUGGCGCCCUGGGAAGCUUGAGCCAUGGGGGAGCUGCUGCUGCCAGCCAGACCUGAGGGCCAGCAGGCGCUGUCGGGGGGAGGGGGGCACCCGCUUGGCUGGCUGGGGGCUGCUGGCCUACUCCGGCUGCAAGAAGGCGCGGCUGGUGUGGGGCAGGGGGGGCAAGUCCCCUAGUGUGGCCCCCGCCCCACGGGUCUGAGGCCCUGACUGACUCCCCCACCUUCCACUUUUCCAUUUUUGUACAAAAGCCGAAGUAAAGCUCUUGGCAGCAGACCCUGCUUCCAGUAAACACAG
Sphaerodactylus townsendi is the source of this 1850-nucleotide messenger RNA. RefSeq names its product forkhead box protein J1.2-like. The coding region runs from base 219 to 1577 and encodes 452 amino acids. Lineage: Eukaryota; Metazoa; Chordata; Lepidosauria; Squamata; Sphaerodactylidae. The record is from RefSeq and is a predicted model, not a curated record. Gene Ontology annotation, molecular function: DNA-binding transcription factor activity; sequence-specific DNA binding. The transcript has 2 exons. Gene Ontology annotation, biological process: regulation of DNA-templated transcription.